CGCGGGCCUCCGCCGUGAAGCAUGGCCGCGGCGGGAGGGGGCGGGGCGCGCGGCUGUCCCACGCUGCCGCUCGCCAAUGGCCGGAGCAUUCCGGUGCUGGGGCUCGCAGAAAGACAAGUCUACUAGAAAUGCUAAAACCAGCUGACUUUCCUGAGACACCUACCAAUUAUUGUACUUCCCAUCAAGGUGGCUAUUCCCAUGAUGCUGUGGUCCACGCAUUACAAAAAUGUGGCAUUCGUCAUAUUGACACAGCAAAAAGAUAUGGCUGUGAAUCUCUCCUCCAAAAAGCCAUCAAAGAAAGCAGUGUGAAGCGGGAGGACCUCUGGAUAACUACCAAACUGUGGCAUAGUGAUUAUGGCUAUGAAAACACAAAAAAAGCCUGCUUGGAGUCAUGUGAAAGACUUGGUGUUGAGUAUCUUGAUCUUUAUUUAAUACACUGGCCUGAUGCACAUGUUCUGGGUAAAAGCAAUCGAGAGGUCCGAGCUGAAACCUGGAGAGCGAUGGAGGAGCUCUAUGACAAAGGUUUGUGUAGAUCAAUUGGUGUAAGCAACUUUCUUAUCAGUCAUCUUGAGCAACUAAAGGAAGACUGUAUGAUUACUCCACAUGUUAAUCAAGUUGAAUACCACCCUUUCCAAAGACCUCAGGAGCUAGUGGAUUAUUGUAGGACCAGAGAUAUUGUUUUUGAAGGCUACUGUCCUUUAGCCAAAGGUGAAGCACUCACUCAUCCUACUAUCAUUCAGCUGGCAAAGAAAUACGGCAGAACUCCAGCACAGAUUUGCAUACGCUGGAGUAUACAGAAUGGGAUUGUCACUAUUCCAAAGUCCACAAAAGCAGAAAGGAUACAGGAAAACUUCAAGGUCUUUGAUUUUACAAUAGCAGAAGAUGAUAUUGAAAUUCUGAAUGGAAUGCAUGAUGGGCGACAUGUGUCCUGGGACCCAAGCCUUAUUGUGUGAAUGAAGGUUUUUUAUUUUAAUCUGAGGGAAGAAGAUAUGGAAUUUUCGAAUGCUAUGAAUAUCAACAGAAAAUUAAUUCAUCUAACCUAUCCACUGUGGAAAGGAUAAUUUAAAACCAGAUUGUUCUAUACUACAAAAAUGGUGCAAGUAAAACAUUAAUUAAACUGAACAAUGGAUCUAAAUUGUUAUCUUGGGUACUCAGUACCUAAUAAAUAUCAAUCAAGAAUCACUAUCAAUGGCUUGUAUUUACUGUUAGGUUAACAAAUUAAUAAAAUCAUUUGGUUUACUCUUUUCUUCGGUGCUUUUGUACAGAUACAGAAAUGCUUACUUUCAGCAUUGUCUCUGUUUUUGCGGAACUUUCUGGCAUAUUCUCCCAGUAUGGGUUGAGCUAUCUCACAAUAUUAUAAUUAAGUUUCUUUUGCCUGCAUGUGCUUAAUUUAAGGUGUUAUUUUAACCCAUUUGAACAAAUUAGCUUGUGUGGUUUGGGGUUGUUUUGGUUUUUUUCCUUUAUAGAUUUGGAAAAGUAUUAGUUAUUCUUGGUACUUUCUUUGUGAGCAAAGCUGUUUCAAGGAUCGCCUGUGUUGACCUAGCACAUCAGGGAGGAAUGGCUCUGGUUUGUGGCCAAAGUUGAGUCAGGAUGAAUAGAAGUACUUUUUGCUUAUAUAAAGAUUUUUGAAGAUGCAGAAGAGUAAUGUGUUGGAGAAAAAUCCUUUGCUAAUCUGUCUCACAGGGAUUUUCUGUAUCUUUUCAAGAUGAAUAACGUUCACACACUGCUUUGAUGCAACUGUGAGUUGUCCAGAACAGUACUGUCUUCUGGUGGUGUCAGAGGCCACCCAUCUAUUAGUACGCAGGCUUUAGGAACACCCCAGCUUCCAACUUCUUUUCUGACAAGAUCUCAAAGCAUUUUCCUGCAAGAAAAUUGCCCUGUGACUAGCCAGGUUUCUGAAAUCCCCACCACACUGAGUUCCGGUAGGAAGUUCAAGACCUUUGGUUGUCACAGGAGGUCAAUUUUUUUUUUUGUGCCAGACCCUGAAACAUGAAUUUCUGCUCAUCCUAAAAACUCGAGUAUCUAAGAGCAUAUACGUAUUCAGGAUCCCUGUGAACAAAAGUGUCUGCCUAUUUAUGCUUGUGCGCAUGUUGCAGAAACUUUUUUGUAACCAGUUUACGCAGGUUAAGCUGCUUUUAUGUAUGUUUGGUGUCAUAAUGUGCACAGCCCUCCGCAACCCCCCCCUCCCCUUCCAUUUGACUGAGGCCUGCAUUCUGGUUGUUUCAGAAAUGGUGCAUGAAUAACAUUGUGUUGUCCUUUCUCCUUGUUCUGACUGUAGGUGAUUCAGAGUCAAGUUCUGAGAGGAGCUAUAUAUACCCUGGAUUUCUGUAUUGUAUUUCAUAGAAGUACAAGCUUCCUUACCACGGGACCUUGUGGUUGGUGAGGCACUGAGAAAAGUUCUCAUUCUGUUGGUAGGGAUGGAGUAUAACCCUGGCGUAAAUCACUAAACGCCUACCAUUGUACUUUUGGUAGCCUUGGCUGGACCAACCUGAAUUUACCUCUGUUUGUGUUUCAGCUCUUGUAAGCAGGGUACAAUCUGUGCAGCUGAGCCAUGUUAACCUGUCAUCUCUGAGGUUUUAGACAGCCGUCAGUGCAAAUCCAGCUGAUCUGGGUUCAUCUCCCUGAGAAGAAUGAAGCUGUAUUUCAGUUUCAUCUCUGCUGUGAUGUCAAGAGGGAUAUAAAUGUGUGUGGUCAUCUAAUUUUAAUGAUGCUUUUUGUGAUACAGAUACCCAGGUGUUUGGAGUGGAACUGAAAUUGCCCAGGUAUUUUACACAGCUUCUGACAAAUAAUUUCUUGGAUGUCACAUCUCUGAGUUGGAGCCCUCUCAGUUAACCACUAACCUAGACAUGAAAGCCUGUACAUCUGACUACUGAAACCCUGAGUCAUUCUAUCCUUUAAUUAAAGUAUAGUCCUUUAAUAUGUUCCUCUUGCUUAAAAUUAUGAGAUAAUUAUUUCCUAGAGGAAAAUACCUAAUGAAUGCACUUUUAUUUAGUGUUUUCUAUAAAUUAGCUAAAUAAGGGGGAAAGCUUGAAAUAUCUGGGCAGUUGCAGGGGAUGCAUAUGUCAACCUCAAGCGUGAUUUAUCUUACAUGCAUUUUCUGACAGUUGUAAUUUAACAGCUGUAUUUUCCUCCAGGCUCUCAGGAGGCUAAACAUCUUUUCAAGUUUCUAGCUUUGUGGUGGAAGAGUAAAUGUCUGUUUGCCAUUUAUCUGAGUCAUUCUGGGAGAGGCGUGGAGCAAUUGAAGCGUGACUAUUAGCAUAAAUGAGAGGGACUCAUCCUGAGGGUAGUGUUACUCUUACACCUUUCAGAGGAAAGCUGCUUCCCCAUAACAACUGCUACUGCUACUUGACUGGCGUGAUACUAUGAACUAAAAGAUGUAAUAUAUUGAGUUCUGGUCUAUUGUGAUACUCUUUUGCAUUUCAGUUUGAAGUGGAGUUAGAGAACAGAGCAAGGAAGGAAGAGGAAAAUUUCUGCAGUAAGCGCAACAGUAGGUUACUGACAGUUAGCAUUUCAUGUACACUGAGGUGGUUUUGCUUUUAAAAGUUUGAAGAGAGAAGGAAUUAUAAAACCUGAACUCACUUCUUAGUCUCUCUGUAAUAGCACUGUUACCGCUGUAAGUAGUUGUCAUUGACAAUUUUGUUUUAAAAAAACGAAUUUAAAACUU
Messenger RNA from Grus americana (Whooping crane), 3664 nucleotides. RefSeq lists its product as uncharacterized. The coding region runs from base 129 to 953 and encodes 274 amino acids. The record is from RefSeq and is a predicted model, not a curated record. NCBI's taxonomy places the organism in Eukaryota, Metazoa, Chordata, Aves, Gruiformes, Gruidae. The transcript has 9 exons. Gene Ontology annotation, molecular function: oxidoreductase activity.